AUGAUGAAAUUCAAUAAAGCUGAAGAGAUAGCAGUGGAAGCAGGGGUAGCAUUGAUGACAACGACCAGUUCCUAUGAUGUGAUGUUUGUUCAAGGUGUUUGGGGUAUAUGGACAGGAAUGUCAAGUAAAGAUAUUGCAUAUGAUCAAGUGUUUAUUGAUAUGAAAACAAAAAUUACUAUUUAUGGGCCACAUAAUGGUAUCAUUGUUUAUUGUGGUGUUCAGCAGGAGCCUAGCAUGUGUUGGCCAUAUAUUUUAAAUGAUGCACCAAAUUCUCUAUCCAUUCAACAAUUUGAUGCGGCAGCACCAACAUUUGCAACAAUUCAUUGGCCAACUGCAGUAGAGGAGAAUGGUGAUAAUGGAAGGAACAAAAGCGCCACAUGUAUGCCAAAUCAGCAUUAUCAAUUAGCUCCAAAAGAUGGCACUUCAGACGAUAAUUUUAGUGCAUUUGAAAAAGUGCGCCUAAAUCUCUUUGAAACGAAUCCAACAAUAGCUAAGAUCAGAUCAUUUGAUAUGGUAUCAUCUGCUGGUAGCAAUUACAAAUCAGAUUUGAAUAGUACAAUUCCUCAAAUUUCCAACAGUAAUAUUUCAAAUAUGAGAAAACCUUUAUCAGUCACGCAAAAUGUUAAUUAUCAUCGUGAUAUAGAAAAAACAUCGAAAAAUGAUGUAUCAAAUGAUGAGAUGAGGUUGAAAUCUGUGAUAAAUUCUUGGAAUGAUGUGCAACAACCUAUUUCAAGCACUCGAAUAAAUUCAAAUCUUAUCCCAAUGCAAGAAUCCUUUGAAAAAAGAGCAACAAAUUGCGGAUAUUACAGUGAUCAUCAUAAUGAUGAAAUUGCAAAGUUUUUGGAACAUUUAGCUGGUUCAUUUGCAUAUUCCUCCAGUAAUCAACAACAGCAGUAUAGAAGUACAACGGAUUUAUGUGAAGUGCAGAUGAAUCACAGUAAAGUUCCGGAACAACUCUAUCAUUUGUACGAAACACAGGAUGCUUUUGGAAAUUUGCUGGAGCAAUUUGAAAUGGAGAUUAAAAUGGACGAACAGAUUCUAUCUCAAUUAUCAUCGUUUAAUGUCUCAAAGAAACAUCUCAGCAUUGAUUCGAAUGAAAAGAAUAGAAAUUUGGUGAAGAAUUUCGGUCCAUCUCUAAUUCUCGAUAAUUUCAUAUUGAGAUCGAGAUUGAAAAAUGCCAAACGUACGGAAGCACUGCCGGAAUAUUUUCAACAUUAUUCUCAGCCUUUUGCUAAUACAUUCAACGAUGUCGAUACGUUGCGACAUGUUUGCGAUUCGCCGUAUAUUCCACCAACGCUUCCAACAUCGCUAAUUCCAAUUUCGUUAAGGGAUGCAGAAAAAAGCAUCAUUACUACGAAAUCAGACGAAAUUAAUAUGAAAUCUGCUGAUAGAAUCAAAAAUGUUUUGCCUGAAAAGGAUUCAUUAGAACACUUAGAAGUUCCAGCAAAGAUAUCUUUAACUAUCAAUUCUCGACAGUUGAACGUGACAGCCGAAAAAAAAUCAAAUAAGCAGAAAUUGGUGGAAAAAGAAGAGAAUUUAGAGAAUAGUUUGGAGGAAUUGGGAAGUAGCAGUGUGAAUAGUUACAGCAUAGAAAAUGAAGCGAUGAUUCCAAUUAAGUCCAUUUUACAUAUGUCAUCUCGAAAAAGUAGAUUGCGAAAAAAAGUUCGAUUUCCCACGGAAUGCUCAUGA
This is a messenger RNA of Acanthocheilonema viteae, 1689 nucleotides long. Lineage: Eukaryota; Metazoa; Nematoda; Chromadorea; Rhabditida; Onchocercidae. The record is from the annotation of a GenBank genome assembly.